Messenger RNA from Penicillium atrosanguineum, 1644 nucleotides. RefSeq lists its product as uncharacterized. The record is from RefSeq and is a predicted model, not a curated record. Gene Ontology annotation, molecular function: oxidoreductase activity, acting on CH-OH group of donors; flavin adenine dinucleotide binding. Lineage: Eukaryota; Fungi; Ascomycota; Eurotiomycetes; Eurotiales; Aspergillaceae. Bases 1 to 1644 code for a protein of 547 amino acids. The transcript is spliced from 2 exons.
AUGCGUUUUCUUCGUGCAAGCUGCCAAGCAGCCCUGAUUGCUACCCUGGGAGGUCUUGUCUCAGCGUCCAGCCUCAAGAACGGAUACUAUGACUACAUUGUCGUUGGAGGUGGCCCUGCUGGUAUCAUCGCCGCCGAGAAGUUCAUCGAGGCUGGUAACAAGGUCCUUCUCGUCGAGCGAGGCGUCGGCCCUACUGUCGCAACGGGGGCGAACGAAACCCUCGUGUGGAACAAGGACUUGACCCCCAUCGACCUACCCGGUCUCUCCGCUGACGUCGGUAGCCUUGACCUUUGGGAUGAAUACCUGUGUAGUGAUACCGCUGGAUACGCUGCCUGUGUCCUCGGUGGAGGUGUGACGAUCAACUACAUGGUCUUCGUGCACCCUCCUGCCCACGACUUCGAUGACAACAACAACUGGCCCGAGGGAUGGAAGUGGAAGGACCUCAAGUCUGCAGCUGAUCGUCUGUACAAGCGCAACCCUGGAACCAUCUUGCCCUCUGCCGAUGGCAAGCGCUACGAUCAAGGACUGUACAAAGUGCUUUCCAGGUUCUUCAACAAGCUUGGCUGGAAGUCCGUGGACAUGAUUACCCAGCCCGAUGAGAAGUACCAGGUCUACAGCUACCCUGCCUGGAAUAUCAAGGAUCAGAAGCGUGCUGGUCCCGUCCGCACUUAUUUGCCCGAAGCAGAAAAGAACGAGAGCUUCGAUCUGAACCUUGGAGCAAAGGUUAUCCGUGUCGUGCGCUCCGGUAGCCAGGUCACAGGUGUCGAGGUGAAGCUUGCCUCUGGCAAGACUGAGAUCGUUUCUCUUGCCGAUAACGGGCGCGUCGUUCUCGCUGCUGGUGCCCUCUCCACUCCCCGUCUUCUCUUCAACUCCGGCAUUGGCCCCAAGAAGCAGAUCAAGACCGCCAAGAUGAGCGGCAUCACUGUUCCCUCCGAGAAGGAGUGGCUUGAGCUUCCCGUUGGUGUCGGCCUCCGUGAUCACCCCAUCUUCUCCAUCUACGUGGAGACAGGCGGCAACUACGGUGUCCCCGAUUACGACGCCAUUAUUAAUGGCAGCGAUACCACUGACAUCAACCUCUACAAGAAUGGCGAUGGUCUCUUGACCCAAGGCAAGCACCGCAUGAUCUUCUUCAGCUCCAAUGAGCUGCACGGCCAGACCCGCUACUACCAGGGCUCCUGUGCCCCCAAUGCAGGCUCCGUUCUCGGUAUCACCACCUAUCUGACUCACGGAUCUACCUCUCAGGGUGUUCUGGGUCUGGAUUCCAACCAGAAUACCGUUAUUGAAAAGUCCCCUUACAUGCAGACUGCUGACGACCGCCGGGCGGCUCGUUCCUUUAUCCAGCAGCUGGUCAACGAUAUCCAGAACCCCUCUACUGGUUUCAAGCUGGAGACUAACCUUAACACCACUGCUAUUCUCGCUUCCCAGUCCCCUGGCAUGCACUACACUGGUACUGCUAAGAUGGGCACCGACAAUGGUCUUGAGAACGGUACUUCCGUUGUGGAUGUCAACACCAAGGUGUAUGGAAUGGAUAACUUGUACGUUGUCGAUGGCAGUAUCCACCCGGACCUGCCCACUGGUAACAUCCAGACCACCAUCAUGAUCAUUGCGGAGGCUGCUGCUGCGCGCAUCUUGGCUCAAAAAUAG